This is a messenger RNA of Aspergillus novofumigatus IBT 16806, 2400 nucleotides long. Its product is annotated as ammonium transporter. Gene Ontology annotation, molecular function: ammonium channel activity. The transcript is spliced from 4 exons. NCBI's taxonomy places the organism in Eukaryota, Fungi, Ascomycota, Eurotiomycetes, Eurotiales, Aspergillaceae. Gene Ontology annotation, biological process: ammonium transmembrane transport. The record is from RefSeq and is a predicted model, not a curated record. Bases 401 to 2086 code for a protein of 561 amino acids. Gene Ontology annotation, cellular component: plasma membrane.
UCUUUCUCCACAGAGCGGAGUCUACACUUCUUCACUUGCUCACUCCCUCACUCUCUCACUCGCUCGAUCCUUCUUUUCAACUACAGUCUCGUUCUUGAGUGAGCGAAGUAGGAGGUUUGAUCUAGCCAACAAUAUAUCCAUUUCGACCCGUCUAUACCAAUUCCUCUUCAACCGAAACUUCCCGCCCUCCGAUCGUGUCACUUUCUCGCUAGCCUUUUCCGCUCUCUGCCUCUCCCUCCGGCAUCGGAAACCAUAACUAUAUCCCUCUCUCCGCCCACCCUACAACGCAACGGCCACACAUCCCGGGAGAGAGUGUCUGGUGGUUUUCGUAUGCAUUGAGAUUCUCUGCGUUCUUCAUCGACUCAGCAUACACGUAGAAUCAUAAUUUCAGCAUUUCACCAUGUCUUCUCAACCAGGCGUCGCUCCAUAUGCCCCAGACUAUGCGUCAUACAACUGGACUGGUGCUCCCGCAAACUAUGCGCAGUUCGCCACAAAUGACAUUGGCGGUGAUUCCAGAACGGAGAAUCUGAACAAAUGGUUUCAAUCGGGUGACCAGGCGUACAUCAUCGUGGCUUCCGCCAUGGUCAUGGUCAUGAUUCCUGGUCUUGGAUUCCUGUACUCUGGUCUCGCUCGUCGUAAGUCGGCUCUGAGUAUGAUCUGGGCCUGUAUGGCAUCAUUCUCGGUCGUCACCUUCCAGUGGUACUUUUGGGGUUAUUCCCUCGCCUUCUCUCCUACUGCCACCAAUGGCUACAUUGGCAACCUUCGCAACUUUGGUCUCAUGAAAACUCUGGCCGACCCGAGUCCUGGAUCACCUCUCAUUCCUAAUAUCCUCUAUGCUUUCUACCAGAUGCAAUUCUGUGGUGUGACUGCGGCUAUUAUUAUGGGCGCUGUUGCAGAACGUGGACGUCUGCUUCCGGCCAUGGUUUUCACCUUCAUCUGGGCUACUAUCGUCUACUGUCCUAUGGCUUGCUGGGUAUGGAACGUGAACGGUUGGGCAUUCAAAUACGGUGUUUUGGACUAUGCCGGUGGUGGUCCUGUCGAAAUCGGAUCCGGUAUGGCAGCUCUCGCCUAUUCGAUGGUUCUCGGUCGUCGUCAGGAACGCAUGAUGUUGAAUUUCCGCCCUCACAACGUCUCGCUCAUUCUCCUCGGAACCGUCUUUCUCUGGUUCGGUUGGCUUGGAUUCAACGGUGGUUCUUCCUUCGGUGCCAACAUUCGAGCCACCAUGGCUUGCUGGAACACAAACCUGACUGCUGCCUUUGGAGCCAUUACCUGGGUUCUUCUCGAUUGGCGUCUGGCUAGAAAGUGGUCGAUGGUCGGCUGGUGUUCCGGCACUAUUUCCGGUCUGGUCGCUGCGACUCCCGCCUCUGGGUUUUUGACCCCUUGGGCCAGUGUUAUCCUUGGUAUCGUGACUGGCGUUGUCUGCAACUAUGCCACCAAGGUUAAAUACUGGAUCCGUAUCGAUGACUCUAUGGAUGUGUUCGCCGAACACGGUGUCGCAGGAAUCGUUGGCCUUAUUUUCAACGCCCUUUUCGCAGACGAUGCAAUCGUCGGUCUGGAUGGUGUGAACACUGGAACCGGAGUUGGUGGAUGGGUCAUCCACAACUACAAGCAGCUCUACAUCCAAAUUGCUUUCAUCGUGGCUUCCUGCGCUUAUUCCUUCGUCGUCUCCGCCAUCAUUGCCUACGCCAUCAACGCUAUUCCUGGCCUGAAGCUGCGUGCCUCCGAAGAGGCAGAGUUGCUCGGCAUGGACGACGACCAGCUGGGCGAGUUCGCAUAUGACUAUGUUGAAGUUCGCCGUGAUUACCUGGCCUGGACGCCUCAGAAGCACGACCAGCUCGAAGACGGCCACGAGAUCCCUCAUGCUGCCCGCUAUGGCAUCGGAGAGCACAGUGAGAUGCUCGAAGGCCAGACUCCCGUGGGAAUCGACAGCCGAGGAUGCAGCGAAGGCGACUCUGGCAUUCAGGAGAUUAAGAUCGCACCAGCUCCACGACAGGUCGCCGAGCGCAAUCCUCCUGCGCAAGCCCAAGAGACGCACGGGACACCUGCAGCUCCUCAAAUCGACGAGAAGCAAGACGGCUCAUCAUAAUAACCUUACCUCCUACCUCAUUUACCUCAUUUUCUUCCACCCUCAGUUACCCCCAAUUUAUUCUUGUUUCUUUUCCAAGCGACUAUUUGAGAUAUCCAGCAUCGAUUUUUCUGCUUCCGCUUUUCAAUGCUGCGUCGCCUGGGGCUACGCCAUUGACUACAUGUGCAUUUUUCCCCAACCCCCCACCCCACGCUGUCUGUGACUCUUGGUUUAGCAACAUCGGCGUUCAUCUGGUCCUGAUCUACGGCUUUUUUGUAUAUACUAUUUUUUGUGACCGGCGGGAUGUCAGUCAUUGGAGCUAGCAACGAUACCAC